Messenger RNA from Mucor velutinosus, 1443 nucleotides. RefSeq lists its product as uncharacterized. Gene Ontology annotation, biological process: positive regulation of transcription by RNA polymerase II. Gene Ontology annotation, cellular component: RNA polymerase II transcription regulator complex. Gene Ontology annotation, molecular function: DNA-binding transcription factor activity; protein dimerization activity. Bases 1 to 1443 code for a protein of 480 amino acids. The transcript is spliced from 4 exons. The record is from RefSeq and is a predicted model, not a curated record. Lineage: Eukaryota; Fungi; Mucoromycota; Mucoromycetes; Mucorales; Mucoraceae.
AUGUCAGUGGAACGAAGCAAUACUAGAAAGAAAUCAACGCCCACAACGACUACUACCACCACUACUAGCACAUCAGCACCAGCAGCGACCACAUCUCCUCAACUAAAUGACAGCAGCAGACAAUUAAACAUGUCAGCAUCAUCUACCUUAGUAUCUUCAUCUUCCAAUUAUCCUCUUGGUAUCUCAUUCUCAUCUAAUGUCGCUCAAAUGAACGAAAGCGAUGACAUUGCGUACAUCGAAAAGCGAACUGCUCACAAUGCAUUAGAGAGACAGAGAAGAGAGGGUCUGAACACUAAAUUUCAGGAACUGGCGCAUGUACUGCCUGCCUUGCAACAGAUUCGUCGCCCUAGUAAAAGCAUGAUUGUGGCCAAAUCACUCGAGUUUGUGUCCAGUGCAGGCGAACGAGAAAACGACUUUCAGGGCCAAAUUUAUGCAUUGCGAAAAGAAAACGAGCAGCUCAUGAGACAGGCAAGCCUUUCCAAGAAACGCAUGAAGAAGCGGUUAGAUCAAGAGAGUAGCAGCAGCGAGAGUGGCAGUAAGAAAUCAGCUUCUGUCAUGAUUAAAUUGUCGUCAAAGAAGCGCCUUAGUAAAUUGAAGCCUCAAUCAAGACAAUCAGCCGCCUCAAACGAGCAACCAUCCAACGUGCCAUCAAAGAAGAGAACCAGAUCAGAAGGCGUCGAUCAGCCAGAAUUGAGUACCAGUAGCAACAAGGUCAAAUCGCCAUCACCUCCUUGUUCUUCCUCUUCUGUCGUAGCAACCGAGGUUCUUCCCAGACAGCCACCCUCUCCCCCAAAAAUCUCCAGCAAUAAAAGAAGAAAGAGAAACGCUACUGUAGAAACUUACCAACACCAGCAUCAACAAGCCAUGCCUACUGCUGUCACCACUACUGCUGGCCCUCACUAUAGCAGCUAUCAUCAUCAAACGAUAGAUCAAAGUCUAAUUGCAAGCGUUGAUCUGCCUUCUUAUCAACAACCACAACAGCGCAUUAUGUCAUCUCAAAGACCUCGAUUCAAUAGUCAUCAGCCCGCUACUGCCGACAUGUUGCAGCAGCAGCAGCAGCAGCAGCAGCAGCAGCAGCACAGCUCUCCUGUUGUUUCUAGACACAAUAGCCUUACAUUGACUGAUCAAAUAAGCACUGCACAAUUUGACUUUGGCACCACUGUAGCAGCUACACCAAGCCAACUUAGUAUUAUUCAUUCACCCUUUGGCAAUGAGCACAUCUUUUUCAAUACAUUUGAUAAUCUUGACAACAUUGUGAGCACGAUUCCUGCCUUGACCACACCCAGCAUUGGAAACAACAGCACGCAUCAACACACGCCACCAUCUACUUCUUCUGCUUCUUCAGCAACAUCAACCAACUAUGACAACUCUCUUGAUUUUAUCCAUUCAAUUAUGCAAGGUCAAGAUCCCUCCACCAACAAUCAAUUCUAUCAAUGGCAUUGA